Bipolaris maydis ATCC 48331 is the source of this 1086-nucleotide messenger RNA. RefSeq names its product histidine phosphatase superfamily. Gene Ontology annotation, cellular component: cytoplasm. The record is from RefSeq and is a predicted model, not a curated record. Gene Ontology annotation, molecular function: phosphatase activity. NCBI's taxonomy places the organism in Eukaryota, Fungi, Ascomycota, Dothideomycetes, Pleosporales, Pleosporaceae.
ACAUCACCAUGGCUCCCAAGAUUCAUCUCGUUCGCCACGCGCAAGGAGAGCACAAUGCGACUCGCGACUACAGCAUUCGCGAUGCAGUACUGACGGCCAAGGGCAAGGAGCAAUGCCGGGCCCUCAGCGCGGCGUUUCAACACCACGAUGAAAUAGAGACGGUGUUUGCAUCUCCACUGCGGCGGACGAUCCAGACGGCGGCGCUUAGUUUCGGACGAGUGCUGUCGCGACCAGAAGUGCCGUUUGUGCUGCUCCCGGCGCUGCAGGAGGUCAGCAACAUUGGAUGCGACGUAGGGCUGGCGGAUAGUGCGGCUGAUUUGCAGCAACUGCUGCCUGAUUUGUUUGAGGCCGGGGAGAUUGAUUUUGACGUUAGCAAGAUUGACGCUUCAGCAGUGACGCCGGGCUGGAAUUCCAAGGAAGGUUACUGGGCGUACGAGAAGACGGCCAUCAACAAGCGCGCUGCAGAGCUGAGGAGCUGGCUGUUCCAGCGCCCAGAGGCCCAGGUGCUGGUGGUGACGCACGGGGCGUUUGCUCACUUUCUGACCGAGGACUGGGAGGUAGAAGAUCCCAUGCUGGGCACUGCAUACAAAAACUGUGAGCACCGCGUGUUUGUCUUCACGCCUGACUCGACGGCCGCCGAGGCCCAUGUGGAGGAGACGUGGGAGAGCAGACGCGGUAGAAGCACGGUAGAAGUCGAAAAGGACCCGCACGUCGUCGACGAGUUCCUGACUACGGCCGCGUAGAUGGGGGGUCCAUGGGCAUGGAUGGACUCGGACGAGCCAAUGGGUCUUGAGAUGAGGUUUUUUUUCAAAAAAAAAAAAAGGCGCAGUGUUGAGGGCGUGUGUCGCGUGAGACGGGGGUACUUUGUGGAGGUGGGAAACUUCUGUUGCAUGCAAUCUGGAGUUACAAUGUAGUAUAGUAGCGCUACGGCACGCGCCUGUCGAUAGCAUGCAGGUGCAUGGAUGCAUGGAUGCAUGAAUCCACGGCCCUUAAAAGGAGCGAAAAGGCUGGGGUAAAGAUAGCGAUUUUUUCCUGCAGGCAAUGGACAGGCGGUGCACACACAGACAGACGGACACGGGCAGGGUG